Molecule: messenger RNA, 532 nt
Organism: Sinocyclocheilus rhinocerous
Lineage: Eukaryota; Metazoa; Chordata; Actinopteri; Cypriniformes; Cyprinidae
Product: putative RNA polymerase II subunit B1 CTD phosphatase rpap2
Exons: 7
Coding region: 67-531 (154 amino acids)
Cellular component (GO): nucleus; cytoplasm
Molecular function (GO): RNA polymerase II CTD heptapeptide repeat phosphatase activity; RNA polymerase core enzyme binding
Source: RefSeq, a predicted model, not a curated record
UGUCGCUGGCUGCUUGCCGUAGUGAUGUGACGUAACCGGAAGGAGUUUUGUUGUGAGAAAACAAGCAUGGACGCGACAGGAAAGAUUCGAGCCUCGAAAUCAAAGAAGAAAGGGGGCAAAGGAACCCAGGUGAUUUCAGCAGCGGAUGAGGCGAGAAAGAGGGAAGCUAUUAAAGUGGCGCUCAGACAGAAGCUAGAUUUGGAGCGCAAAGCCCUGCAGGUAGUUGAGCGGCUGCUGGAGGACAGUGUGACAGAGGAGUUCCUCAUCGACUGUGCAUGGCACAUCACUCCUGCCAACUACAAAGACACAGUGGAAGAAAGGUGCAUUGCUAAACUGUGUGGAUAUCCUAGGUGUCCAAAUAAACUAACUAACAUACCCACUCAACAGUUUAAAAUAUCCACCAAAACGAACAGAGUCUAUGAUAUUACAGAGCGCAAGUGUUUUUGCAGUAAUUUCUGCUACAAAGCCUCCAAAUGUUUUGAGCUCCAGAUAUCAAAAACACCACUUUGGCUUAGAAAGGAGGAGAGGUAGU